AUGGACACCGACGCCGUUGCGGCUUGUUACUACCAGACUGCGCCUCGAACACACAUGCAGUACUUGAUAUCUGCCUCUCGCUUGGCCUUUGCCACUGUUUCAUCCAAGGCUCUUGGCUGGGCUCUUUCUGGUAAGGAGCGCAUUGUGACGCAAGGUAAAGCUACGCCGAGGUGUGCCUUGGAUGAGUCGCUUCGGCUGGUACUGUGCCUGUUGGAGGCACGGGGUAGGGUGCCCGGUUGCGCGUGGUUCUCGGCGCGGAUCCUGGUGCUUCUCAUCCGUGUGCCGACCGUGAGGCCUCAACGGCAUCGUCUCAGGGAAGCUGACAAGUCCUGGAAUGCUUCACCACAGUCGGUGCCCGAUAGAGCUCCCGAUGAUGAUACCCGAUGA
Molecule: messenger RNA, 387 nt
Organism: Purpureocillium takamizusanense
Lineage: Eukaryota; Fungi; Ascomycota; Sordariomycetes; Hypocreales; Ophiocordycipitaceae
Exons: 1
Coding region: 1-387 (128 amino acids)
Source: RefSeq, a predicted model, not a curated record